AUGUCUUCCUCAUCAAGUGAUGAAGUAGAUGAAGCUCUUGACGAAAUGGUCGACGAAGUUGUUGAUAAUUUCAUCGACACAAUUGUUGAUCGUCAAACCAACAACCAGAAGAGACGAUCUUAUAUCGAAAGAGAUCGAGAACGAGGACACAAUCAAUUAUGGCAAGAUUAUUUCAGUGAUAAUCCAAUAUUCCCACUGGAAAUGUUUAUGAGGCGUUUUCGAAUGAACAAACCAUUGUUCCUUCGCAUUGUCGAACGCAUAAGUACUGAAGUUCCAUACUUUCAGCAAAGAAUAGAUGCUGCCAGAAGGUACGGGCUAUCUCCACUUCAAAAGUGUACGGCUGCUAUACAUGAGUAUCUACGAAGACCUACGGCUGAGGAUCUUCAACAAUUACUCGAUGUUGGAAAGGUACGUGGGUUUCCGGGAAUGAUAGGCAGCAUCGACUGCAUGCAUUGGGAGUGGAAAAACUGUCCAACGGCUUGGAAAUGUCAGUUUACACGUGGAUCAGGAAAGCCGACAAUUGUCUUAGAAGCCGUGGCAUCACAAGAUCUUUGGAUAUGGCACGCAUUUUUCGGCUUACCAGGUACCCUCAACGAUAUCAAUGUUCUUGAUCGGUCACCUGUUUUUGAUGACAUCUUACAUGGUCGAGCAUAUAAAGUUAAGUUCAAGGUCAACAACCACACUUAUCGUAUGGCCUACUAUCUUACUGACGGAAUUUAUCCAAACUGGUCAACAUUUAUCCAAUCCAUCCCACUUCCUCAAGGUCCUAAAGCCGAGAAAUUUGCUGAAAGGCAAGAAUCCGCCAGAAAAGAUGUCGAACAGGCUUCUGGAGUUUUGCAAUCAAGGUUUGCAAUUGUUAAAACCCCAGAUCUACAAUGGGACAAGGAAAAGAUAGGAAAGAUAAUGAAAAUUUGUGUCAUAUUGCACAAUAUGAUAGUGGAGAAUGAACGACACGGCUACGCUCAAAUUAAUACAUCUGAGUUCGAGUUAGGAGAGUUAAGCAGAAGUUCUAGGGUGAGAACGAGAGAAAGUAUUCAUGCCGGUGAUAUGUUGGCAUGCGAAGAGAAGUUCGAGAUGCAGAGAAGCAUGUUCGUUUGA
This is a messenger RNA of Raphanus sativus (radish), 1098 nucleotides long. RefSeq lists its product as uncharacterized. The coding region runs from base 1 to 1098 and encodes 365 amino acids. The transcript is spliced from 2 exons. NCBI's taxonomy places the organism in Eukaryota, Viridiplantae, Streptophyta, Magnoliopsida, Brassicales, Brassicaceae. The record is from RefSeq and is a predicted model, not a curated record.